AUGUUGGGUGAUGACGACAUGCGAGUUAUAUUUCACAGUCAAGCAAGAUUUUCCGACUUAGGUGCGCUGGAGUUGUUUGCCAGAAUGGUUGACGUAGAGGGCAGCAGCAGGGGAUCUGCUCCAAAUAUGCCCACUGGCGUCAUAGAAGGGACUUCCACCGCCAUUCCAAUAGGGCAACCGGCGACUCCACUUGUUUUAACCCCGUCUUUUGCUGCUGAUUUACCUGUCCCGGGUGAUGACUUAGGUGAUGGGCGUAGCUUCGGCCAGCUUGCAGCUGCGAUCGGAUAUGCACCUGUAGUGGAUGGUGCACCCGCAUUCAUGGAGGUAAGAGAGAGAGAUCCGUUUGCGGAGGCUAUAGGUGAUGAUGGAUUAGAUUCGGAGCCACCAAUUAUCGGUGACGAGAGCGACGGCGAAGAGGACACCGCAGUUGCCGGGGGAGCUCAAACCCAUGGUAGCAGUGGUACACAACAGUACCCUCGACACUUCACCACAUUGGACCUUGAAGCAAUGAACCAGGCCGCUAAUGUAGACCAGCAUCACCAUGUGAUUCACGGAGAAAGGCCUAGCGCAGAGGAAAGGCUACUGGAAAGUCAGAAAGUACAAUGGACCACACACGUGUCUAGCAACCGAGAUAUCGACGGAUCACAGGCAGCUCGAUUACCAUGUCAUAUGUGCCUCGAUUAUAUCGUUGUGAUGGCUGAUGCAUCGGUCUCGGUUAAGGUGUUACAGAAUGCGGUGUCUUCGAAGUUUGGGUUCAAGCCGAGCUACAGGAAGGUUUGGAUGGGCAAGCAGAAGGAAAUUACUCAGAUAUAUGGAGAUUGGGAGGAGUCUUACAACCACAUACCACGGUGGAUCAUCGGGGUUUAG
This is a messenger RNA of Arachis stenosperma, 867 nucleotides long. RefSeq lists its product as uncharacterized. The transcript has 2 exons. The coding region runs from base 1 to 867 and encodes 288 amino acids. NCBI's taxonomy places the organism in Eukaryota, Viridiplantae, Streptophyta, Magnoliopsida, Fabales, Fabaceae. The record is from RefSeq and is a predicted model, not a curated record.